GUUCUGCUGCUGCUGGUGCUCCGUGCGACAGGCAGGGCUUGCUUGCUUUGAACGCAAGGUUUGCAGUCCGCGAUGCUGCUGUGAGACCCACGGCCUCGAUGAAAGUCCGCUGAAAAUAUAUCAACCUCACACUGCCCAAUUCUCGGAUGGAAAAGGAAAAGAAGCGAGCCAACUGGUGAAUAAUCCCCGACUGGAGUUACACCGAGAACAGGCCAAGAAACACUCGGAUAUACCAAGGCAAGCAGCACACCUCAUAUCUAGAUUCAUAAGUCGCAUUCGCAAGCACCAACUGCCGUCCUAAAUUGUCCAGAAAGGGAGUGCAUCGCUUACUCACUAGUUUUAACGCCAUUGCCGACGAAGCAAGACUCGUAAAAGGAUUAUGUGUUGUAGUCGGAUAUGGAAACGUGACUCCGAGUAACAAUAUGACGUCAUGGAAUACGCCGUUUUCGUGAGCCAAGCUGGACUGCACGCGUGAAACAUCCCUCAUUAGGAGGGUGGUGUCAAGGUAGCGAUAGGUCAGAGAGGAUGAUGCGCUAUGCUAUCGCCUCAGGUUGCUGCGAGGCCCCCGCCCGGAGGAGCGCUGCCCCACUUGCCGCUGAGAGAAUCGCAGCUGCAAGUUCCACCCCCUUGGAGACCUGUCGCCGCCGAAGUACUGCUUGAGCGAACCAGCCGGCAUCCCGAAGCUAGCUGCUAGCCCAUUACCUUCUCAGCCCAUUGUCUGUACCCCCAGACAAUGUCUGAAGACUCGGAAAGCGUCUCUGAGGAAGAACGCAGCUUGUUCCGUCCUUUCACGCGAGAAUCUCUUGCAGCUAUCGAGGCGCGCAUUGCCGAGGAAUAUGCCAAGCAGAAGGAGCUUGAAAAGAAGAGAGCGGAAGGAGAGGAUUUUGGGCGGAAGAAAAAGAAAAAAGAAGUUCGGUAUGAGGACGAGGACGAAGAUGAAGGCCCCCAACCGGACCCUACCUUGGAGCAGGGCGCACCAAUCCCAGUGCGUCUGCAGGGUGGCUUCCCUCCAGAGCUUGCAUCCACCCCUCUAGAAGAUAUUGAUAGUUUUUAUCAUAACCAAAGAACAUUUGUGGUGAUAAGCAAAGGAAAAGACAUCUUCCGCUUCAACGCAACCGACGCCAUGUGGCUGUUGGACCCAUUUAACCCCAUACGUCGUGUGGCUAUUUGUAUCUUGGUUCACCCGUUGUUCUCGCUGUUCAUCAUCACUACCAUCCUGACCAACUGCAUCCUCAUGAUCAUGCCCACAACGCCCACCGUCGAGUCCACAGAAGUAAUAUUUACUGGCAUCUACACAUUUGAAUCUGCAGUCAAAGUGAUGGCUCGCGGGUUCAUAUUGCAGCCGUUUACCUACCUUAGAGAUGCAUGGAACUGGUUGGACUUCGUAGUUAUAGCUUUAGCCUAUGUAACUAUGGGAAUAGAUUUGGGCAACCUUGCUGCCUUGAGAACAUUCAGGGUUCUUCGGGCGUUGAAGACUGUGGCCAUCGUGCCAGGCUUGAAGACGAUCGUGGGUGCCGUGAUAGAGUCUGUCAAGAACCUGCGGGACGUAAUCAUUCUCACCCUGUUUUCACUUUCUGUAUUUGCCUUACUUGGACUCCAAAUUUAUAUGGGUGUCCUAACCCAAAAGUGCAUAAAAAACUUCUCCGCCGACGGGUCUUGGGGGAACCUUUCACACGAAACCUGGCACAAAUUCAUGAGCAAUGAUUCCAACUGGCACUACGGCGACCCCCCUACCGCUGACCCGCCUCUGUGUGGCAAUUCGUCCGGAUCAGGAAUGUGCCCACCAGACUACACGUGUCUGCAAGGCUUUGGGCCGAAUCCAAACUACGGCUACACAAGCUUCGACACCUUCGGCUGGGCCUUCCUGUCAGCGUUCCGUCUCAUGACCCAGGAUUAUUGGGAGAAUCUUUACCAAUUGGUGCUGCGAUCAGCAGGGCCAUGGCACAUGCUUUUCUUCAUCGUGAUCAUUUUCUUGGGUUCGUUUUAUCUCGUGAACUUGAUUUUGGCCAUCGUCGCCAUGUCAUACGACGAGUUGCAGAAAAAGGCUGAAGAGGAAGAAGCCGCCGAAGAAGAGGCUAUGAGAGAAGCGGAAGAGGCUGCAAUGGCAAAGCAGAAGAAAAUCGAUGACGCGGCAGCGGCGGCUGCAGCCGCUGCAGCCGCCGUCGCAAACGAAGGGGUCGUCAAGUCGCCAUCUGACUUCUCCUGUCACAGCUACGAACUGUUUGUUGGGCAGGAGAAAGGUAACGAUGACAAUAACAAGGAGAAAAUGAGCAUCAAAUCGGAGGGAGGAGACUCGAUAAGUGAGCACCACAGCCGCGCCAAUGGCAAGGUCCGCAAGGUUUCGAGUCAGAUGCGCGAUAAUUACCCGGCUAAAAGUCAGUAUACUAGCGCUUACCAGGAGAGCUUAAUGAAGGCGAGUCUCAGCCUUCCCGGUUCUCCGUUUAACAUCAGAAGAGGCUCUCGAGGAAGUCAUCAGUUUACAUUAAGAAAUGGUAGACGUUUCGGUGAUAAAAAGCCAUUAGUGUUAUCAACGUACUUAGAUGCACAAGAACAUUUGCCGUAUGCUGAUGAUUCGAAUGCGGUUACCCCCAUGUCUGAGGAGAACGGAGCCAUUAUCGUACCCGUCUAUACCACAUUAGGCUCGAGGCAUUCGUCCUACACAUCGCACGCCUCGAGAUUAUCCUACACCUCCCAUGGUGACCUCCUCUGCGGGAAAGGGAUGACCAAGGAGUCACGCUUAAGAAGUAGAUCCAGAAACCCCUGUUCAUACGUGCCUGAAGUAAUAAUGGACAGCAACAACAAAUAUGCCCGCGACUUUGAGUCGCUGGGUGCAGAGAGCGAAGAUGGGGCGGCCAAAGGCAAGCACCAAGAGAACCCAUUUAUCGAACCUGCACAGCAUCAAACUGUUGUAGAUAUGAAAGAUGUGAUGGUGUUAAACGAUAUUAUCGAGCAGGCGGCAGGCCGCCAAAGCCAAACCAGUGACCAUGGAGACGACGACGAAGAAGGUCCUAAAUUCAAGGAGAAGGCGAUCGCAGCCUGCACGAAGGGCAUCGACGUCUUCUGCGUGUGGGACUGCUGCUGGCCGUGGCUGAAGCUCACAGAGUUCGUCAACUUCAUAGUGUUUGAUCCGUUCGUCGAGCUCUUCAUCACCCUGUGCAUCGUGGUGAACACACUGUUCAUGGCCCUCGACCACCACGACAUGGACAAAAACAUGGAGAAAGCGCUCAAGAGCGGAAACUACUUUUUUACAGCAACUUUCGCGAUUGAGGCGACCAUGAAGUUGAUAGCCAUGAGUCCAAAAUAUUAUUUUCAAGAAGGCUGGAACAUAUUUGAUUUUAUAAUCGUAGCGUUAUCAUUGUUAGAGUUAGGACUUGAGGGAGUACAAGGUCUCUCCGUGUUAAGGUCUUUCAGAUUGUUGCGAGUGUUCAAACUGGCCAAGUCGUGGCCCACUCUCAACUUGCUCAUAUCUAUCAUGGGCCGAACAGUAGGUGCCCUGGGUAACUUAACAUUUGUAUUGUGCAUUAUCAUCUUCAUCUUCGCCGUCAUGGGGAUGCAACUUUUUGGCAAGAAUUACGUCGACAACGUGAGCAGAUUUCCUGACGGGGACCUGCCAAGAUGGAAUUUCACAGACUUCAUGCAUUCCUUCAUGAUCGUUUUCCGAGUGUUGUGCGGAGAAUGGAUCGAAUCAAUGUGGGACUGCAUGCACGUCGGCGACUGGUCGUGCAUUCCAUUUUUCCUCGCCACGGUUGUCAUCGGCAACUUGGUUGUAUUAAACCUCUUCUUGGCCUUGCUCUUGUCCAACUUUGGUUCGUCGAACUUGUCAGCGCCCACUGCUGACAACGAGACCAACAAGAUCGCUGAAGCCUUCAACCGAAUCGGCAGAUUCAAAGCUUGGGUCAAAAGAUCGAUUGUUAACAUGGCCAAAGCACUGAGAGCCAAAUUAACAAAUCAGAUAUCAGAUCAGACGCCAGGUGAGGGCCCCUCUUCAAGUUGGAAAGAAGAUGCUCACAUAGGCGACACAGACAACGACCUCAAUGCCGACGACAUUUUGGCCGACGGCAUCGUCUACAAAGACAAGAAGAGUCCCAAGGACCAGACGCAGCUCGAGGUGGCCAUCGGGGACGGAAUGGAGUUUACCAUUCACGGAGACCUGAAAAAUAAAAUCAAAAAGGGCAGGAUGUUGAACAACAUCAAGGCUGGCACUGGAAAUUCAAUAAAGGAAAACCACGACAACAGAUUUGACAAUUCUGUGAUUCAUAGAGACGACGAUGCCUUAAGUACUAAAUCAUACGGGAGCCAUAAAAACCAUCCAUACAGAAACGAUAGCCAUAAAGGAAGCGUGGAAACCAUCGAGGACGAAGACACCGACGGUGAGGAGAAAAGAGACGCAAGCAAAGAAGAUCUCGAUCAAGAUGGUUCGGAACAAACUUUUAUAUCAAAACUUUUAUUGAAAUUCGCUGUUGCAGAAAUGGAGGAGGAUUGCGAAGAGGAAGGAGAGGAGGAGCAGCACAUCGUGCUGGACGCCAACGCCGACGACGUCCUCCUGCAAGAAUACCCGUCGGAUUGCUUUCCGGAAAUCUGGUACAAGCGGUUCCCCUUCCUGGCGGGCGACGACGACGCACCCUUCUGGCAGGGGUGGGCUCACCUUCGCCUCAAGACCUUUCAACUGAUCGAAAACAAAUACUUUGAAACUGCGGUCAUUACUAUGAUUCUCCUCAGCAGUCUGGCACUGGCUUUGGAGGACGUCCAUCUGCAACACCGACCAAUCUUGCAAGACAUUUUGUACUACAUGGACAGAAUUUUCACAGUGAUCUUUUUCAUCGAGAUGUUGAUCAAGUUCCUCGCCCUCGGUUUUGCCAAGUACUUCACCAACGCUUGGUGCUGGCUCGAUUUCGUUAUUGUCAUGGUGUCCCUAAUUAACUUCAUAGCGUCACUGGUUGGUGCUGGAGGCAUUCAAGCCUUCAAAACUAUGAGGACCCUGCGAGCGCUGAGACCUCUCAGAGCCAUGUCUCGUAUGCAGGGAAUGAGGGUCGUAGUGAACGCUUUGGUGCAAGCCAUCCCGUCCAUUUUCAACGUGUUGCUCGUGUGUCUGAUCUUCUGGCUCAUUUUCGCCAUCAUGGGCGUUCAACUGUUUGCUGGCAAAUAUUUCAAGUGCGUGGACGCCAACAAAACCACCAUCAGCCACGAAAUCAUUCCAGACAGAAACGCGUGCAUCGCUGAAAACUACACGUGGGAAAACUCGCCCAUGAACUUUGACCACGUCGGAAAAGCCUACCUGUCGCUUUUCCAGGUCGCCACCUUCAAGGGUUGGAUUCAAAUCAUGAACGACGCGAUAGACUCAAGAGAGGUGGACAAGCAACCGAUUCGAGAGACAAACAUCUACAUGUACUUAUACUUCGUGUUUUUCAUCAUCUUCGGGUCCUUCUUCACUUUGAAUCUGUUCAUUGGUGUCAUCAUCGACAACUUCAAUGAGCAGAAAAAGAAGGGGGGAUCACUUGAGAUGUUCAUGACAGAUGACCAGAAAAAGUACUACAAUGCCAUGAAGAAGAUGGGCUCGAAAAAGCCGCUGAAGGCCACACCUCGACCGAGAUGGCGACCGCAAGCAAUUGUUUUCGAAAUCGUGACGAACAAGAAAUUCGACAUGAUAAUCAUGUUGUUCAUCGGCUUCAACAUGUUGACCAUGACCAUGGAUCACUACCAACAAUCAAACAAUUUCACUCUGAUGCUGGACGUCCUCAACACAAUAUUUAUUGUGAUUUUCAGCUCCGAGUGUUUGAUGAAGAUUUUCGCCCUGCGCUACCACUACUUCAAGGAGCCGUGGAAUCUUUUCGAUUUCGUGGUUGUGAUUCUCUCAAUCUUAGGUCUGGUACUGAGCGACUUGAUUGAGAAGUACUUUGUGUCGCCCACGCUGCUUCGAGUGGUGCGAGUGGCCAAAGUGGGUCGUGUGCUGCGCUUAGUGAAGGGUGCAAAGGGCAUUAGGACGUUGCUCUUUGCCUUGGCGAUGUCGCUGCCGGCGCUGUUCAACAUCUGCCUGCUGCUUUUCUUGGUGAUGUUCAUCUUCGCCAUCUUCGGCAUGUCCUUCUUCAUGCACGUCAAGGACAAGAGCGGGCUGGACGACGUGUACAACUUCAAGACGUUCGGCCAGUCCAUGAUCCUGCUCUUCCAGAUGUCCACCUCGGCCGGCUGGGACAGCGUGCUCGACGGCAUCAUCAACGAGGAGGACUGCGAAGAGCCCAACCCGGAGAUAGGCAACCCGGGCAACUGCGGCAGCAGCACCGUCGGCAUCACCUUCCUGCUGUCCUACCUGGUCAUCAGCUUCUUGAUCGUCAUCAACAUGUACAUCGCCGUGAUCCUCGAGAACUACUCGCAGGCCACGGAGGACGUGCAGGACGGUCUGACCGACGAUGACUACGACAUGUACUACGAGAUCUGGCAGAACUUUGACCCGGACGGCACGCAGUACAUCCGCUACGACCAGCUGUCCGACUUCCUGGACGUGCUGGAGCCGCCGCUGCAGAUCCACAAGCCAAACAAGUACAAAAUCGUCUCGAUGGACAUCCCCAUCUGCAAGGGCGACCUCAUGUUCUGCGUGGACAUUCUGGAUGCGCUCACCAAGGACUUCUUCGCGCGCAAGGGCAGCCCAAUCGAGGAGACGGCCGAGCUGGGCGAGGUCAACACGCGCCCCGGCGAGGUCGGCUACGACCCGGUCUCGUCGACGCUGUGGCGCCAACGCGAGGAGUACUGCGCGCGGCUGAUCCAGAACGCGUGGCGCAAGCACAAAAACAACGCGCGCAACAAGCCGUCGAGCGACGCCGGCGACGUGUCCGACUCGCAGGCGGCCGACGGCGGCGACGGCGGCGCCGCCCAGACCUCCGUAGUCGUCGAGAGCGACGGCUUCUCCACCAAGAACGGACACCGCGUCGUGCUGCAGCACUCGCGCUCGCCGAGCGUGACGUCGCGCUCGACCGAUGUCUGAGACAGGCCACCCCGUGCGCUGGACACCACCCCCGAGUAGGUGCGGUGCGUGUCGGGCCAAAGAACGCUGCUGAACCAAACACAACUGGCGUGAGUUCGGGCUCUCGCACAAUCACCAGACGGAAGGAUCCAGCUAGCUGGCGAGAGAGGACUACUCGUUUUGAUCCCGUUUUCUUCCUCGGUUUCCUCCCUCUUUUUGUUUGACCAAUGAAUCAAAAAAAAAAAAAAUACGCGACGAACGAGACGAGAUGAGAAAUUAUUACAGUAAAAAAAGAUUAAUACAAAAAAAAUAUGGAAAACCUCAACACUCUGAAAUACAGACAAACACACGCUCGCUGCUUUUGAUCUCCGCUGCCUAUUUAAAGAUUAUAUAAAGUAUAUAACUCACUCACUAUCUCUCUCUUCUCACUCUCAACGCGAAAUCGUGAUUUUGCCCGACUCUCUUAUAUAAGAUGUAUUCGACCUCCGCUACGAAUUUCCCUCCGAGGAGCGCAACAACAAGUAUAACGCUGCUGAUCAACUUUUGUGUUCUCUCACCGAUGCUCUUCUCUCUCACUCUCAACUAUACUCACCCCCCAACUUGCGCCACCUUUGAUUUCACAACCAGUUUACAAUCUUCUCAGCGUUUCGGCUUUGAUUGAGAAAAUGUUUCAACUAAGGCGUACGGGAGUUUGAUUCUUUUACAAUAAAUGCCAUUUAUUGAAUAGACACUUUGUACAACAUUUGCUGCUUCCAGAGGUGCUGCAGACAGACCAAUUGAUAACAAUUUUCGCAAAAAAAAAAUUAUUCAGAACAACCACGUAGCUCGUACAACUAUAAUACACCACCUCUCAAGAAGAAGAAAGUUGACCACGCACUUUGUCAAAAAAUAAUUGCAAAAAAUUAUAAUAAUGUGGUGUGCGCGACGUGAAAUUCUCGGGUGCGGGAGGGGCCGCCAGGACGGACGAACAGACGCGUGUCCCUCCCAGUCACAAUCAGGACGCACUGGUUGCAUUCAGUGAAAAGUGGUGCGAUGGAAAGUGGUGCAUGAAAAAGUGUGCUUAGCGCGAGCUAUUAAAAUUUGCUACUUUUUAAAAAUAAAUAAUUAACACAAAAAAUGGAACUCCAGCUUGCAACAGUAUAAAAGCUGAGGGGGCGCGAGCGUGCGCGCCGUGCGAACAGCAGAUUCUUCCCCGGACACGCUGGCGCAGCGCAGGCCGGCGCCCCUGCCUCCUCAGCACACAAAAAUAAAAAGCAUAAAGUACUAUUAUGACAUAGACUAACGAUAUAAGACUCUUGAGUGCGCGCGUGUUUGUGUGCAUGGAGUUCCGAACGCCUUAUUUUUAUAUUACGUUCCACUAUGGUACUUUAUAAUAACGUACGUGGAAAACACACCCGACAGCAUUGAUUGCGUUGUUUCGUAUCUUCAAAUUAUUGAACGAGUCUUUGAUCCAAUUUCAUAAUAAGCGCAAGCGAAGCAAAAAUUACGAUGCAUUACACACGACGGCGAAAAUUAAAAAAAAAAAAUAAUGUAUUUAAGUAAGAGCGAACGAAGAAAAAAAACUAAUCAUGCAACACACGCAGAAAUUAAUUAAUUUGACUACACACAAUAAAUAUAAUUAAACAAGACUCACAAAACAUAAGAAAAACAAACACAUUACAAGAAAAAGUUCUUUAUUCGAACUGAAUUAACGUCGUGACGGUGAAAACUUUUUGCAGUAGAAUAUGUUGUUGUUUUUGCAUGCUCUUUUUCACUUGUUAUUUUUCUAAAUAAAUUGCAACAAUUGAUUUUACAAGAAAAAAGCAUAAAAAAGUAAAUGCAGUGUGAAGGACAAAAGAAAAAGAACAACGGCUAACUAAAGAACUGUAACAGUGUGACAAAAAAAAUCACGAAUAUGACGCAAGAGUAACACACUUACACGACAACAACUCAAAACUUUAUGUGAGAAAAACAAACAAAAAAACACACAUACACACACGCAACAAAAUUUUUAACAA
This is a messenger RNA of Neocloeon triangulifer, 8952 nucleotides long. It is a transcript of the gene para, whose product is annotated as sodium channel protein para. Gene Ontology annotation, biological process: sodium ion transmembrane transport; membrane depolarization during action potential; neuronal action potential. The transcript has 34 exons. The coding region runs from base 734 to 6976 and encodes 2080 amino acids. The record is from RefSeq and is a predicted model, not a curated record. Gene Ontology annotation, molecular function: voltage-gated sodium channel activity; calcium ion binding. Lineage: Eukaryota; Metazoa; Arthropoda; Insecta; Ephemeroptera; Baetidae. Gene Ontology annotation, cellular component: voltage-gated sodium channel complex; plasma membrane.